AUGGCGGCCUCUAUCUCGCCGUCGGUCAUCAUGACCCAGAUCUCCAGCUACCUCAAUGCCAACGAGACCUCCGACGUUCUUUUCCAAUCACAACAAGCUGUCAAUGCCAUCGGCACCUACAAGUGGUUCAUUGGCACGGGCAUUUUCGUCCUGGUUACCGCCAUCCAGAUCAUCAAAUAUGCGCUUAGGGACCGUCCUCCCCCAGGUCUCAAGCUCAUCCCGGGCCCUACGAGCACCAUCCCCUACAUCGGACGUGUCCAUGAUGUCGACCCAAUGGCCCCUUGGUUUGCGAUGAAGAAGUUCUGUGAUGAAUAUAAUGGAAUUUUCCGCUCCACCAUCUGCGGUGAGAUGCAUAUCUGGGUGGGUGAUUCACAGAUUGCCUAUGACUUGCUCUGCAAGAAGGCUCGAAUCUACUCUUCUCGUCCCAUGGUGCCUGCGGUUCCGGGAAGUGAUUCUCAAGGACAGUACCUGCCCCUUUUGGCUCACGACGACCACUGGCGCAACCAACGCAAGUUCGCCCACACCGUCUUGACCCAGGGCUUCAACCAAAAGUACUAUGGCUAUGUCAGCCACGAGUGCAAGCGAUUCCUCUACAAACUCCUCAUGGACCCCAAGGACCACUUCGCUUUGACCGAUCGAUUCUGCGGUCGCAUCAGCGCUCGUCUCGGUUAUGGUAGCCCCGCCUCCGCUGCUGCCCACUGCAAGAACGCUGGUGAAUUCAUUCCCCAGAUUUCCCCCUCGGGCCCCAUCACCAACCUUUUGCCUUUCUUGGGUAGCCUUCCUGAAUGGAUCAACCCGUCGAUCAAACGCGUGCGUGAGCGACGUGAAAAGGAAGAGAAGCUCUGGAAGGGUCUCAUGAAGCAAGUGCGUUUGGAAAUGGACCAAGGCAUCGCUCCCAUCAGUUACGCACGCACCUACUUUGAGCGCAAGGAAGCCGAAGCUGGCAGCCGAUCUUUUGGUUUCGACGACCAUGAGGCUGCCUACGCUGUUGGUAUGUUGGUGACUGUCGCCAUCUUCACUAUCGGUGGUCCUCUCUACUGCUUCUUCCUCGCCAUGGUCCUCCACCCCGAAUGGCAAGAGAAGGUCCGCAAGGAAUACGACGAAGUCAUUGGCGACCGUGUCAUUGAAGUCUCGGAUGCUCCCAACCUCCCCAUUCUCCGUGCUGCCAUCAAGGAGUGCGUCAGAUGGCGACCACCAGUGCCGUUGGGUGUGCCCCGUCUUCUCGAAGAGGAUGAUGAAUGGAACGGCUACUACCUGCCCAAGGGUGCUGUUAUCCACGCCGUCGAUCUCGCUCUUGCCCGCAACCCUGAGCUCUACCCCGAUGCCGAGACCUACAACCCGGAUCGAUGGCUCCAGAAGGAGUUCCCCACUUACAAGGAGCCUCUUACAGAGCAUCCCAGACUCAUGGGUCACCAUGGUUUCGGAAUGGGUCGUCGCAUGUGCCCUGGUAUUGAAGUCACCGAGGCUGAGUUGCUUGUCGCUUGCGGCAGCAUCGUUGGCUGCUUCGAACUCAAACCCUACAUGGAUGCCAAUGGUCAACCCAAGUGGCCUGAUUCCAAUGCCUUCACGCCCAACUUGAUUGGUGGCCCUCUACCUUUCGAGAUGGAUGUCAAGGUCCGAAGCCCCGAAAAGGCUGCCCGCAUCAAGGCUUGGUAUGAGGAGAGUGUCGCGGAUGAGGCUGCCGGAAAGAUUGCCGCUGGCUUGUGA
This is a messenger RNA of Cladophialophora immunda, 1707 nucleotides long. RefSeq lists its product as uncharacterized. The record is from RefSeq and is a predicted model, not a curated record. The transcript has 2 exons. Lineage: Eukaryota; Fungi; Ascomycota; Eurotiomycetes; Chaetothyriales; Herpotrichiellaceae. Bases 1 to 1707 code for a protein of 568 amino acids. Gene Ontology annotation, molecular function: monooxygenase activity; heme binding; oxidoreductase activity, acting on paired donors, with incorporation or reduction of molecular oxygen.